Molecule: messenger RNA, 1379 nt
Organism: Betta splendens (Siamese fighting fish)
Lineage: Eukaryota; Metazoa; Chordata; Actinopteri; Anabantiformes; Osphronemidae
Gene: mid1ip1l
Product: MID1 interacting protein 1, like
Exons: 2
Coding region: 216-719 (167 amino acids)
Biological process (GO): regulation of lipid biosynthetic process
Cellular component (GO): cytosol
Source: RefSeq, a predicted model, not a curated record
UUUCCUCGUCUCCAGCCCGGCUGCGUGGUAUAAAAGCAGGGCUCGGCUUCCAGUCACCGAGGGGGUUUUCACGUUUUCUUCUUGGCGGGUGGUGCGCGGACGCUGACGGGCUUUGUUUACGGAGCCAAGGAGGACGUUUCCUCGGGUUACAUCGUGGUUCAGAGCCGGCCUUUAAUUACCGCACCUGCCCACGCGCCAAUCGACCGCCUUCCACCAUGAUGCAGAUCGCCAGCGACGCGUCCAGCAACAAGCACUCGCUCAUCAACGUCAUGCACCGCUUCAUCGCGGCCGCCAACAACAUGGACGAGACCAUCAUGGUGCCGAGCCUGCUGCGUGACGUGCCGCUGGAGGAGCGCGCGGCCAGCGAGGCGGAGGCCAACAACAACCACGCGCCGCCGUGUCACAGCAAGCAGAGGGACAUGUACGAGCACUACCUGCUGCUGAAGUCCAUAAAGAACGACAUGGAGUGGGGGCUGCUGAAGAGGGAGGUGGGCGGCGGCGGCGCCGGCCUGCUGGACAUCCCGCUGACCGUGCAGCACCAGCGGAGGGAGGAGCAGCAGCACCAGGACCUCCUCCACGAGGACAACACGGACCUGGAGAAUCAGUUCCACUAUCACCUCAGAGGACUGUUCGGAGUUCUGUCCAAGCUCACCUUGCAAGCGGACCACCUGACCAACAGGUACAAGAGGGAGAUCGGAGGAGGGAACUUCAUGAGAUAGAGGCGCGCUUUAGACGGCCUCCCCCUCAUCCACCUCCACCUCCUGGACAGCUGUUCUUGCACAGUGGCUUGUGUUGAAGGUCCCCAUCUCUUCCCAUUAGAUCUGAAUGGACAGGGCAACCACUUUGACUUCUCACAUGCCUGCAUAGCGACACUCCAACACCCCUCCCCCCCCCCCCCCCCCCUCAGACCUGAAACCUGUGAUGCCUGCAUGUUUUCAUCGGAUGAUGUUUGUUUGGUGGAGGUUUCACGGGCCUGUACCAAAGUCCGGAUGAAGCACAGUUCUGGUUUAUGCAAAGACCCCAAUCUCUAUUUCAAACGUGAAACCUAAAUUUGCCACCAGAUUAAUAUUUGUGAAUAAAAAAUUUGACUGUAGGAGAUUUGAAUGCUGGUUAUUCUGUCCCCUUAGUUUUAAAUAUUUUAAAUUAUUUUAAUGCUGAGCUAAAGGGCUCUGACCUGCAGAGGUUUUAAAUCCUCCCUCUUGGUGUUACUGUAACAUGGCGUGCCUUGACGUUUUGUAAAUCCCAAUGCCCUGUUCAGUUACCUGCCGUGUCCCCUCGAAGGUUCAUUAAGGUGAUGAACUUAAAUUUUUGUCCUUGGCUAUUUCAAAACCAAUUUUCUAUUGAUGCGGAAACAGUGAAAUAAAUAAUUGGAAACUUCA